GGCACUAGCUGUCAGGUAGUCGAUGCGCGUACGUAUACGACCGGCUGCACAGCUUACUGACAGUUCUGACGUUAGAUACAUAAUGCUGCGCCGGACAUCUGGUGGCUCCGUUCUGCACUAGUUUUCUAUUCCCACUCUCUCUACUCUACCUGCAAGUCUCAUCUCAGCACAGUCUAGUUUAGACACGAUCACGUGGCACAACACUGACGCCCUCUGUAGUACGCGUCACAUACCAGAGGAACUGGUUUAGCUAUUCAAGCGUCCCUUCUAAACUUCACACAAGCGCUGCCAAAAUGUCACAAGUCAAGCUCGUAAGCAAUGAUGGUGUGCGCUUUACAGUUGAUUCCGAAAUUGUUAAAAAGUGUAUGAAGACUGUAAAAAAUUUGUUUGACGGCCUGGGCAAGUUCGAGCCAGAAGAAGAAAUCCCGAUUCCAGUCGUAAACGGAGAAAUUCUUAAAAAAGUAAUGGACUGGGUUAUUCAUCACAAGGGCGAACCUCCUUUUUACCAAGAAGUCAGAGAUAUACGCGAGUGGGACAAGAAUUUUUUAGAGGUCGACGACGAAACAUUAUCUGAUAUCAUCGAAGCUGCUAAUUACCUAGAGAUGGGAGACUUGCUACAACUGUGCUAUGUACAUACGUGGCGGGACAAAUGAAAAGCAUAAUUGUUCUGAUUAACCUAAACGUUGAAUAUGAAUGUAUAAUAAAUGUAUGGAUUAAGUAUUAUUUUUGACGCAAGUAAA
This is a messenger RNA of Nasonia vitripennis (jewel wasp), 740 nucleotides long. RefSeq names its product E3 ubiquitin ligase complex SCF subunit sconC. Bases 294 to 653 code for a protein of 119 amino acids. NCBI's taxonomy places the organism in Eukaryota, Metazoa, Arthropoda, Insecta, Hymenoptera, Pteromalidae. The record is from RefSeq and is a predicted model, not a curated record. Gene Ontology annotation, biological process: SCF-dependent proteasomal ubiquitin-dependent protein catabolic process. Gene Ontology annotation, molecular function: cullin family protein binding. The transcript is spliced from 3 exons. Gene Ontology annotation, cellular component: nucleus; cytoplasm.